UUAAUUUGAACGGAGGGAGGGCUCAGAUUCCCAACAAGGACGAUGCCAUCCGCCGGCACGAGGCCGCCUCAGUCCUGUGUACCGUGGAUGACAGGGUCACGCGGGUAGCGUGGUUGAACCGCAGCACCAUCCUGUAUGCCGGCAACGACAAGUGGUCUAUAGACAACCGUGUGGUCAUCCUCUCCAACACCAAGACCCAGUACAGCAUCAAGAUACACAACGUGGAUGUCUACGACGAGGGCCCCUACACCUGCUCCGUGCAGACAGACAAUCACCCCAAGACUUCGCGCGUCCAUCUCAUCGUGCAAGUUCCUCCCCAGAUCGUCAACAUCUCGUCAGACAUCACCGUGAACGAGGGCAGCAGCGUGACCCUCAUGUGCCUGGCCUUUGGGAGACCGGAGCCCACCGUCACGUGGCGGCACCUCUCCGGGAAAGGGCAGGGCUUUGUGAGCGAGGACGAGUACCUGGAGAUCACAGGCAUCACGCGGGACCAGUCCGGGGAGUACGAGUGCAGUGCUGUCAACGACGUGGCCGUCCCAGACGUGCGGAGAGUCCGAGUCACCGUCAACUACCCGCCGUACAUCUCCAACGCCAAGAACACGGGUGCCUCGGUGGGCCAGAAGGGCAUUCUGCAGUGUGAGGCCUCAGCCGUCCCUGUGGCAGAGUUCCAGUGGUUCAAGGAGGACACCAGGUUAGCGAACGGGCUGGAGGGGGUGCGGAUCGAGAGCAAGGGCCGCCUGUCCACGCUGACCUUCUUCAACGUCUCGGAGAAGGACUACGGCAACUACACGUGUGUGGCCACAAACAAGCUGGGCAACACCAACGCCAGCAUCAUCCUGUACG
Tauraco erythrolophus (red-crested turaco) is the source of this 843-nucleotide messenger RNA. Lineage: Eukaryota; Metazoa; Chordata; Aves; Musophagiformes; Musophagidae. The record is from RefSeq and is a predicted model, not a curated record.